GCUUGUUUGUGUCUUGAAGGGGGUUCUAAAACCUUCCAUUGGCCAUAAAUCCUUUUGGACUCUCCAAUGAGGUGAGAAGGGAGGUGAUCGCCGCGAUAUCAGAACUUAAAUGGGACUUUGCCUCAGGACCAGGCCGGCCCCCAACAAUGUCAUGGUCCUCAACCAACCUGAGGUCACUGCAGUGAGUCUGAUGCAAAGCUGAUGAACAUUUGAGACCCCCGAACGGCGUGAUUUCCAUUCAAAGUGUGAAAGGCCCCUCCAUCACAAUGAGCACUGGAAGAGAGGAGCAGGUCGUCGACACCUGCUACACCACAAUCCACACGCUAGACAAGCAAAAGGGCAAAAAACAAAAGCGGGUCCAGUACAUGAAGAAGGAUGGCAAGUUCCCCGUGAUGUUCCUGAAGGCUCCGGGAGACUGGAGCACGUACUUUGUGGACAUCUUCACCACUCUUAUAGAGAUCCGCUGGAGGGUGAUGUUCCUCGUCUUCUUCCUGUCCUACAUUAUCUCUUGGCUCCUUUUCGGUUUUGGUUACUGGCUCAUUGCGUAUGUCAACGGAGACACUGAAAGCGUGGAGAACAACCCCUGCGUGGAGAACGUCCGAGGAUUUACCGGGGCUUUCCUGUUCUCCAUGGAAACCCAAGCGACGAUUGGUUAUGGCUUCAGGUACAUGAACGACUACUGUAUUGUUGCUAUCGUAGUUGUGACGGUUCAAGAUUUAUUCAGCUGCUUCCUCGAUACCAUCAUUAUCGGCAUUGUUCUGGCCAAGAUGGCGUCCGCUCGAAAGAGGGCUCAGACGGUGGGUUUCAGCAAGUUCGCCGUGGUCAAUCUUCGGGAUGGAGUUAUGUGUCUGUCGUGGCGCCUUGGUGACUUCCGAGGCAACCACAUACUGGAGGGGGUCGUCACAGCUCAGCUGGUGCGGUGCGUGAGGCGGCCGCAGGGUUUCAUCGCAUGGUCAUACCAGGAUCUGACCAUUGAAGAGCCAGAAAUCGCCCUCACGACACCAGCUACUAUCAUCCACAAGCUGGAACCAGGAAGUCCGCUGUACAGCGUGGAUCCGGACGACCUUCUGGAGGAGAACUUUGAGCUGGUCGUCGCUUUCACCUAUACAGGAGACUCUACGGGCAUGCUCCACCAGACACGCACCACCUACACACCAGCAGACAUCCGCUGGGGUCAGCGCUUCAAGGACGUUUUAAAAGUAGGCAAGAAGCACUACAAAGUGGACUACGCCUUCUUCAACGAGACCAUAUGGGUGCCAGUGCCCAUGGUGAGCGCGGAGGCCUUUAGCAGGAAGCGACACCCUGAAGACGGGCGGAUACACGUGCCAUCGGUCAAAAGAAAUGGCGGCACUGGACACGUGACGGUAGAAAUCACCGAAGAACCAGUGGUGCAGACUUUUUUGUAACAUUUGGAGUUUUUGGAGUCCUAUUGUUGAAACUGUAGCUCCCAUUUUCCUAGAACUUUCAGUUUGCAAACCAAUCUUAUUUUCAUCAGAUUUCACCUCAUUAUUCACAAAAAGAAGAAAUAAACACUGUGGAAAACUUGUAUGUAUUAAAAUAAAAUAAUUAAAAAUGAACAUUAUAGCUUUUAUUUGACAUAUCAUAAAGGAGUUACUCCAGUGACAAAAUGUGGAUCAUACCAUAUGUUGUAGGAGUGGGGGACAAGUUAAGGAGUUGUAGAUAUUUGUAUUUAGAUUACACAUCAUUGUUCACACA
Messenger RNA from Oryzias melastigma (Indian medaka), 1716 nucleotides. RefSeq names its product inward rectifier potassium channel 16. Gene Ontology annotation, molecular function: inward rectifier potassium channel activity. NCBI's taxonomy places the organism in Eukaryota, Metazoa, Chordata, Actinopteri, Beloniformes, Adrianichthyidae. Gene Ontology annotation, cellular component: plasma membrane. The transcript is spliced from 2 exons. The record is from RefSeq and is a predicted model, not a curated record. Gene Ontology annotation, biological process: potassium ion import across plasma membrane; regulation of monoatomic ion transmembrane transport. The coding region runs from base 267 to 1406 and encodes 379 amino acids.